GAUUGUCACGUGGGUUGCUAACUUUGCACACUUGACAGGCAGUAGGAGGGUUUAGUGGAGAAGAGAAAAACGACAACGCGAGAAAAAUUAGUAUUUUUUUGUUGCACUUCCACAAAUUAAUGGCCAUGAGUUCGUUUUUGAUAAACUCCAACUACAUCGAGCCCAAAUUCCCACCCUGCGAGGAGUAUGGCCAAAAUAACUACUUGCACAACCAGUCUCCUGAAUACUACGAGCGGCCGAGGGAACCCGGGUUCGAGGCUCCUCCCGAAGCUCUUUACCAGGGUCCGGCCAGCUUUCCUGAAGCCAACUAUGGAUACAGCCACCUCACACCAAGCCAUGACGCCGGGGUCACCCAGGAUGGGCUACCUGGGAAAGGACAUAGCCAGUCUCAGCAACUUCUCCAAAGCCACGUCCUCAGACAGCCACCCCAGCUCUGUGAGCCUAUAGGAGUGUCCAAUGACAGCAUCCAUACUGAGAAGAAUGCUGCUGCUGCUGCUGCUGCUGGGGUGAAAUGCAAAGAGCCCGUGGUAUACCCCUGGAUGAAGAAAAUCCAUUGCAACAUAGUUAAUCCAAAUUACACUGGAGGGGAACCCAAAAGGUCUCGAACUGCCUACACCAGACAACAAGUAUUAGAGCUGGAAAAGGAGUUCCACUUUAACCGUUACCUUACCAGACGCCGGCGAAUAGAGAUAGCACACACGUUAUGCCUAUCCGAACGUCAGGUCAAGAUCUGGUUCCAGAACAGGAGGAUGAAGUGGAAGAAAGACCACAAACUGCCCAACACUAAGAUGCGCUCAGCAAACCCAUCAGCCUCAAGCCAGCAGUCAAAAGUACAGGGUCAUCAUCAGCACACAGAUGGGUCAACAACCCCAUUACUAUAAGUCUUACUUGUGCUGCUUCAGUGGCUGCUGGUAAUCAUUUGGACCAAAUGACUAUGGGGAAAAAAACAAAUAAAACAAACCUACUUACUAUUGCUGGAUACAAAAGUCCUUGACCAAACCAGGACAGUGUAUACAUAUGACCAAGGAUUUCCAUGGAGACUUUUUUGUUGUUGUUCUAUUUAAGUAUUUGACUGUAUACUUAUAAAAUAGCUAUGGGGUAUAUGUGUAUAUGAAUAUUUGCAUAGUUCAGUGUCUACAUGAGUAGCAAACUAUUUUAUAUACAAGAUACAUAUGCCACAGAUGCAUUUAUGGGAUAGUACGUGGUAUAAAGGUAUGGACCAUCCAUUGUAUUAUUACACAUAUACAUAUAGCUUGUGGGUAUUUAAGAAAACCAAACGUUUUUUUAAUAUUUUAUUUAAUGGCCUCCAAAGAUUGAGGAAA
Molecule: messenger RNA, 1322 nt
Organism: Nanorana parkeri
Lineage: Eukaryota; Metazoa; Chordata; Amphibia; Anura; Dicroglossidae
Gene: HOXA4
Product: homeobox A4
Exons: 2
Coding region: 120-881 (253 amino acids)
Biological process (GO): regulation of transcription by RNA polymerase II; embryonic skeletal system morphogenesis; anterior/posterior pattern specification
Cellular component (GO): nucleus
Molecular function (GO): RNA polymerase II cis-regulatory region sequence-specific DNA binding; DNA-binding transcription factor activity, RNA polymerase II-specific
Source: RefSeq, a predicted model, not a curated record